Messenger RNA from Tuber aestivum (summer truffle), 1505 nucleotides. The record is from the annotation of a GenBank genome assembly. NCBI's taxonomy places the organism in Eukaryota, Fungi, Ascomycota, Pezizomycetes, Pezizales, Tuberaceae.
AUGCAGAGCCUUUCGGUAUUGCUUACGGUCUUUUCGGCUGCAUUGGGCGCUGUUGCCAUCCCGCUACCAGGACUUGACGGAAAGUAUACUCUCACUGCUGGAGGUAUUCGAGCUCAGGUAGUCCCUUCUGCGCUGUUAACCGAAUGGAGGCUGACAGAGGUUGUGGCAGUUCAUCCCACAUGCAGCGGCGAUCACGAACCUCUUUGUGAAGGAUAAAGAUGGAGUUGAGAGGGAUAUCGUGGUUGGAUUUGACAAUCCUUCAGACUACGGUAGCCCUAUUGACAUUCUCUCAAUGGAAGCAUAUCUAACGCAAGCCUAGUGGCAAACGCACCCGGACACUUUGGCGCUGUCCCUGGGCGAUACACGGGUCGUAUUGGGAAUGCUCAGUACACUAUGGACGGUGUUACCUAUAACUUGGAGAAGAAUGACGGAAACAAUACCCUCCACUCCGGGACCAAUGGAUGGGGAUACAGAAAAUUCGAUGUCGUCGACCUCAGCGAGAAUUCCAUCACUUUUUCUAUCCACGAUGCUAGCAAUUCCUCGAUCGGAAUGCCUGGAGACGUGGAUGGCUAUAUCACUUACACGCUCUCGGAAAAGACUUGGAAAGUGAAGAUGACUGCGACAGCUCCACAGCACAUGACACGUACGGCAUGUAGCUUCUAUCCGUAUCGCCAAGCGCUGACUCUCUGCCAUAGCAUUGAUGCUGACCCAGCACACUUACUGGAACCUCGACGCCUUCAGCAACCCAGACACAGACCUGAUACUCAAUCACACAUAUCACAUGCCAUUUUCCAAUCGCCUCCUAGAGCCAGAUCCAAACACGCUUCCGACCGGAAAAAUUGUCGGCAUUCCGGCCGGUGAUAUCAAUGACUUUUGGUCCGCCCCCAAACUUCUCGGCGCGGAUAGCAAGAGCCCACUCUGGAAAGGGAAUUGCGGAACGGCGAGCGGCUGCGAGGGAUAUAACCAUUGCUGGGUCGUCGACAAGCCGAAAUCAGACUGUGCCGAUCCGGUGGCGACUCUAAGCAGCGAUUGGAGCGGAAUCAAGGUUGAUAUCCACACGGAUGAGGUAGGAAUGCAGGCUUAUUCUUGUUAUUGGUCGGGAGGUAUGCCAUGAUUCUCUAUUUCCCCCUUCCCGUAAUUUGGCAGCGUGAUUUAUCGAAAUAGGUGAUAUGCCCAUCAAGAAGACCCAGGGGGGCCCCGGAGCGGCGACAAACGGGUUCGUGAAAUCUAGCGGGUGUAUCGCGCUUGAACCGCAGGAUUGGGUCGAUGGUAUCAAUCAGUGUGUCAACCCCUUCCCCCCCCCCUUUUGGCACGUCACCCGGUGCUAACUUGAUGGGAUAGUCCGGAAUGGGGAAGAAAACAGUUUUACGGGCCUGGGGAGACGUACACGUGGGAGGCGACCUAUAGAUUUAGCACUCUUUAGGAGCCAUUUCGCUUCUGGGAGGAAUAAAAUAGCUGAAGUGCCGACCCGCAAUAUCAUGGGAAAGAUUUGGUACUUCGAGUGA